CGAGUGUAAAGGGUUCUAAUAAAAACACCAGUGAGACACAGACGCCGCUCGCCUGCUAAACAUGGCGGGACAUGCCGGACUAUUAAUGCAGCGCACCCACAUCCAAUUGGCGACAGUCUGUGUGACGUAUACGGAUGUAAACAGAGCAGAGUCGUCCUGCGCUCUGCCACCGCUGUGCGUGCAAGGGAAGGAAGCAAAGAUGAGGGUGUCCACCAGUCAUCUCCAGCAGCUCACCAUCUUCACAACCGUGCUGACCGGGGGUGGGAUCGGCACCAUGUACUAUCUGCAGCAGAAGAAGUUUGCUGGGUCUGACUACCACAGACUAGCUCUGCAGAAACUGGAAGCAUGUCCAGUUGCCAUGGAACGCCUGGGCGCCCCGCCUUUAAAAGUCCACAACAUCCACCUGAGUGACAGGAACAACCGCAUAGAUCAGCACACCGCACAGAUAAAGAUCCCUGUGACUGGUUCAAAAACUGGAGGUUAUCUGUAUACGUCUUCAAUCAGAGACCCUGACACCAACAGGUGGAGUCUGAAACAAGCAGUUCUGAAGCUCAAGGAAGGGCAGAUCAUCGACCUGGUGAAUCCUCCUCCGCCUGCUGCAGCCCCAACCCAGGCAACGGAGCACACACAGGGGGAAGACAUGGACCACUGGCACUGACCAACUCCAUGCACUAAUGAGAACAAUGAAAGUGGAAGGUGUCCUGCUCCCACUGGUGUUGAGUCUAAUUAACUAAAACAAUAUGGAGGUCUAUAUUUACCAAAUCCUCAACUCCAGUGUCAUUUUGAAGAGACAGUAUUUACUCAUGACACUCCGCUCUGUGAGUGUCACUGGGCUUCUAACAGACUGCUCUGGAUGGUUGUUUGUUCUCCAGGUUUGGUUUAAUACAGCAGGCCGGCUGUUGCACUGA
This is a messenger RNA of Etheostoma spectabile (orangethroat darter), 908 nucleotides long. RefSeq names its product cytochrome C oxidase assembly factor 1 (gene coa1). Gene Ontology annotation, cellular component: mitochondrial inner membrane. Bases 62 to 658 code for a protein of 198 amino acids. The record is from RefSeq and is a predicted model, not a curated record. Gene Ontology annotation, biological process: mitochondrial respiratory chain complex IV assembly; mitochondrial respiratory chain complex I assembly. Lineage: Eukaryota; Metazoa; Chordata; Actinopteri; Perciformes; Percidae. The transcript has 5 exons.